UUUAGACAACAUUAAUUAGAUACAGACGGAAUGAAAAAGAGGAGGAACCAGAGCCGUCUUGUGUGCUAAGUCUGUGUUCUCCAGGAAAUGGCACGAGUUCGUUGGAGAGCGACUGAGUUUCCUCAGCGACUGAUUUCCAGAUGUAAAGCUCUGGUUUCCUGGCUUAUCCUUCUACGUCAGACUCUGUUCUAUAAUGAGUUCACCUCGUACAUGGUCGGGCUGGAAACAGCAGCAGAGCCAAUGUUUUGGACAGUGGAUAAAUUUUCCAAAUACUUUGGACCAAUUUUUAUGAUACUGGUUGUGUGUCUGACUACGUCUGUGGUCGUCAUCUUCUACAUCUGCCUCCUGCCCCACGUCUACCAACAAAGUCUCAGUAAAACCGUAUUCCAUCUAAUUUUUGGACAUUGGCUCCUUGUGAAUAUUGUGUUUAAUUAUGUAAUGGCUGUCUUCACAGACCCGGGACAUCCACCAAGAGAGAUUCCAGAAACGGUUUCUAUAUGUAAGAAAUGUAUAUCCCCCAAGCCUCCACGAGCCCAUCACUGCAGUAUUUGUGACAAGUGUGUACUAAAAAUGGACCACCAUUGCCCUUGGAUAAACAAUUGUGUCGGGUUCUACAACCAUCGCUACUUCUUCCAGUUCUGUGUUUUUAUGUUGUCAGGGACCAUCUAUGUUUGUGUGACAGGAGUCGACUUGUUCAAACAGCAUUUUUAUGGUGACAAGUACUAUCCCUUCCCUGCUGUUCUGUAUCCACUCAAUAUGGCUUACGACAUUAUUUAUGGAGACCAUAAUAAACCAUUCCUGGGAGGUAUAGCAGCGGUACCAGUUAACUCCUCUUUAAACCAGAAUCACAAAGGGCAGCACCAGCCAGGGGUGGAUCUAGAAGUUGACAUGAGGAAUCAGCAUUACCACACUGCCGUGGUGUAUGAGUUUGUUCUCUGCUCUGCGGUGGUGAUCGCUUUGUUACUGUUAGUGUGCUGGCAUGUCAGAAUGAUCAGUCUGGGGGAGACAAAUAUAGAAGUGUACAUCAACAGGAAGGAAGUUAGCAGACUGAAAAAGUUAGGACUGGUGUAUACCAACCCUUACCAUUAUGGAUUUUUCAAAAACUGGCAGAUAUUUUUUGGACUUGGAAAGGGGAGGACAUUUUUGAAGAAUGUUCUUUUCCCUUCUACCCAUACACCGUGUGGUGAUGGACUUACAUUCCCUCGAGUCCCAAACAAGGGGCCCAGAGAAGACAAAGACAGAGGCCUGAUGCUGUUAUGACAAAAGUGGUCAGACUAGUAAACUACCCUCAACAACAAUUAUCAGUAUCCUUCAGAUUAAGGGCCUCUAAGACUGAGGGUGCUAAAAGAGUUCAACAAAAGGGGCAUCACUCUUGAAUACAUUUUUAAUUUUAUCUAUGCUGAAAUACAAUAUAGUUCUGUCAAAUUCAAUAACAAUGUCAAUUUGGUUAAGAAUUAGUCUUUCGUAAUGAGUCAGAAAAAAUGAAAAAGGUGCUAA
Molecule: messenger RNA, 1497 nt
Organism: Saccostrea echinata
Lineage: Eukaryota; Metazoa; Mollusca; Bivalvia; Ostreida; Ostreidae
Product: palmitoyltransferase ZDHHC16-like
Exons: 9
Coding region: 88-1260 (390 amino acids)
Biological process (GO): protein palmitoylation
Cellular component (GO): Golgi apparatus
Molecular function (GO): palmitoyltransferase activity
Source: RefSeq, a predicted model, not a curated record